Molecule: messenger RNA, 1515 nt
Organism: Mercurialis annua (annual mercury)
Lineage: Eukaryota; Viridiplantae; Streptophyta; Magnoliopsida; Malpighiales; Euphorbiaceae
Exons: 9
Coding region: 1-1515 (504 amino acids)
Source: RefSeq, a predicted model, not a curated record
AUGGCAGAGUUCCAUGUCCAUGAUGCACUCCCGAAAGGAGAAACCCUUCCAAGCUCAAGUUAUGAGGUGAAAAAAUUGAUGCGUGAUUUAGGAAUCGGUUACGUAACUAUUGAUGCUUGUGUAAAUGAUUGUGUGCUAUUUUGGAAAGAAAAUGAAAAUCUUGACACGUGUCCAACUUGUAAGGCCCCUAGAUGGAAAUUAGGUUUCGGAAAACGCAAGAAGGAGAAACGUGUAGAUGAUGAUACGAUUAGACAUCCAGCUGAUGCUACGGAAUGGAAAGAUUUUGACCAGAAAUAUGCUUGGUUUGGCAAAUAUACUCGUAACGUGCGACUUGGGCUUGCUAGUGAUGAGUUUAACACUUUUGGAAAUAUGAGCACGAGUUAUAGCAUGUGGCCGGUGAUUGUGACACCAUAUAACUUACCACCAUGGAAAUGCAUGAAGGAGUAUUUUUUGAUGUUAUCUUUGCUUAUUCCUGGUAAGGAAUCUCCCGGAGAUAAUAUCGAUGUAUAUUUAAGGCCAUUAAUUGAUGAGUUAAAAGAGUUAUGGGAGACCGGUGUGACAACAUAUGAUGCAUAUAGCGCAUAUGGAAUGUUAUCUGGAUGGAGCACAAAAGGAAAAUUGGCAUGUCCUGUGUGUAAUAAGUGGACAAAAUUUGAUGGCAAACCAGAGCACGGGUCAAAUCCUGAAGAGUUGUCAGGAGAUAAAGUUCUAAGGCAAUUAGAUUUGCUUCCUAAAGACUUGGUUUUUGUGAAGACACCUAACCAAAAAAAGAAUGCAUGUGGUCCUGAAGAGCUCAAUUGGACAAAGAGAAGUAUAUUCUUUGAAUUGCCUUACUGGAAAACAUUAAAAUUACGUCUGAAUUUAGAUGUAAUGCAUAUUGAGAAGAAUAUAUGUGAAAAUAUAUUGGGUACAUUGAUGAAUAAUGAUGGAAAAUCUAAGGAUAACAUUAAGGCUCGAAUGGAUUUAGAAGCAAUUUCAAUCCGGUUGCCAGACGGAUAUGCUUCGAAUCUUUCCCAAUGUGUAAGUGUUCAGGACUGCAAAGUUAUGGGGAUGAAAAGCCAUGAUUAUCAUAUAUUCUUACAACGGUUACUUCCAGCAUCAAUUUGUGGGUCUUUGCGUAGUGAGUGGUAUGUGCUUAACAAUUGUGAGGAUGUGGAUGAAUAUCUGAAGAUUCACAUUGAAAAAUUACAAAAGGAAAGUGUUAUAGAUGUGCAAAAAAUACACCAAGCAGAAUUUGCCAGUUGGACGCCUACGUGCUACUGGUUUGGUUUCAGCAACAGAUCAUAUAUAUAUGUGUUGGGAUUAGGUCCUGAUAUACGAAUUGCUAGGUAUAGUGGAAUAAUUGUCAAUGGAGUUAGGUUUCACACAAUUGAGCGUGAUAAUUUUCGUCAGACUCAAAAUAAUGAAAUUUCAGUUACGGGAGAGCAUAAGUCGAAAGAAAUCGAGUUUUAUGGUGUGCUAACAGAUAUCAUUGACCUCCAAUAUGUUAAUGGGAAUCAUGUUUUUUUUGUUUAA